Molecule: messenger RNA, 1172 nt
Organism: Cuscuta epithymum
Lineage: Eukaryota; Viridiplantae; Streptophyta; Magnoliopsida; Solanales; Convolvulaceae
Source: the annotation of a GenBank genome assembly
CCCACCUAAUGUACCCACCCUAUACACACUACAAAUACCCAAAAAAAAUUUACUCCCUUUCACCCCAUUUACCUAUUCCCCAUCAGUCUUCUCUCCCCUCCCCUUUCACCCCUCUCCCUCAUUAUACGCCAUCUUUCUCAUCUCCCCCAUUCUCGUAUGCAUCUCUCACCCUUCUCUUUUUUUUUUUUUUUUUUUUUUUUUGCUUAUUUUGUUUCUUCACUCCAUUAAAUUCAUUCUUGCGGCUCGAAGUGAUGCAGAUGGAAGAGAUAGAGAUGGUCAAUCUAGUUCGAAUAUAUCUAUGACCAUCCACUAUUUCAAUAGUAAUGCAAAUUUGGAUGAAGUGGUUUUUGUUGGAGGAUCCACAUGCCGCAUGCCAUCAAUAAAAAAUAAAUUCCAACAAAGAAAGAGAAGUGAAAGAGUAAAACACCUUGUAUCAAAACAAAGCAUUCUCUCUGCAAAGCAUAUUUACAGAACACUAAUUGGGAUACACCUAGACAGAUUGAAGGUAUGGGCAAAAGGAACAAGUAACCAGGUCAAUUAUCGGUACCACUAGCACCGAAACUGAGCGUGCAAAGAAUAUUGUGGGUUAAUCCACUUACUGACUUGCUUGCGGUUUUAAGGAGAUUUGAGUUUAGCUCUUGUCCUUCUUGUGCCAAGGAUAUCAGCUAUAGCACCACAAAGAUGAUAACUGUUUAUAAUCAUGAUCACUAUGAAGGAAUUAGGUAAGUCAUAAAAAAGUACAUGCAUUGAAGUAAUGACUUCAUUGAUGCCUAAAAAAUCUUGAUGUUUGGAGUCAGCAAGAGCCCAAACCUGAAAGCACCAAGCAGGUAAGCAUAAAGAGCAAGUCCUAGUUUGGGAUUGAGGUUGCAUUUGAGGAAAAAAUCUUGAAGAUUGUUUUUGAGGAUUGCAUUUUGGUCAAGAAGAGGCGGCCAGACAAUGACAUUAAGAACAUUAUUAUAUGCGUAGUAUGUUGUUUACCUCAAUAAUAUUAGUUGUUGUAAUAUAGUCACUUUGUAAAGUAAUAUUUCGUAUUCAAUUUUUAUUGUAUUGAGUAUGUAAAUGUAUUCAGAAUGUAAAAUUGGUAAUUUUAUCUAAAGCGUCCAUAUCAAAUAAUUGCUUGUGUAUGAUUAGACAUUGUCAUUGUGUAUUUGUGUUCAUGUAUUUACCUAAUA